This is a messenger RNA of Plectropomus leopardus (leopard coralgrouper), 1289 nucleotides long. RefSeq names its product inositol hexakisphosphate kinase 2-like. NCBI's taxonomy places the organism in Eukaryota, Metazoa, Chordata, Actinopteri, Perciformes, Serranidae. Gene Ontology annotation, molecular function: inositol hexakisphosphate kinase activity. Gene Ontology annotation, biological process: phosphatidylinositol phosphate biosynthetic process; inositol phosphate biosynthetic process. Gene Ontology annotation, cellular component: nucleus; cytoplasm. The record is from RefSeq and is a predicted model, not a curated record.
CAGGGCCAGAGGAGGAUGGGUCCAGCUGUGGAGGCUCCGGCCCAGAAGGCCAUGGAUGCAGAGCAGCAGCAGAACCAGCUGCAGCACCAACAGUGCCAUGUGGAGAAUGAGGUGCUGCUUGAGCCCUUCCUACACCAAGUGGGGGGACAUUGCUGUCUCUUGCGCCUUGGGGAGAAGACCAUCUGCAAACCUCUCCUCCCCAGUGAACAUUGGUUUUACAAGAAUGUGCCUGCUGCAUUGAAGACAUUCACUCCUGAGUACAGAGGUGUGGUGACAGCGAGCUUCGAGGAGGAUGCAGAAGGGAACCAUUGCUUCAAAGCCUACCCCCUCCAGAGUGACUCCGAGGAAGAUCUGGAGAACAAGAAGCCCUCGACCAACAGUGAGCCCAAAAGCGAGAUGCUCUGCGAAAAUUACAGCAAAGAUGGCCAAAGCCACCGCUUUUGUACAGACAAGGACAGGAGCGUUUACAAGCAGCAGCAGGAGCACAAGGUGCUCUACUUUAGACUGGAGCACAGUCACAAUAAUGCUGUGCCACAGCUCAAACACAAACCCUGGAUCGUAGAAGGUCAAAAAUACCACCUGAAGAAGCUGAAGGAUAAGGUCAUGCACUGCAACCGAUGCAAAUUUAUCCUGCUGGAGAACCUGACGUGGCAGCACACAUUGCCGUGUGUGUUGGACCUGAAGAUGGGCACACAGCACUAUGGAGACGAAGAACCGGAAGAGAGGAAGGCCAUGAAGAUACAGCAGUGCCAGCACAGCACAUCAAACCUAAUAGGAAUGUACAUAUCUGGCAUGCAGGUGUACCAGUGUGACACAGGCCAGCUAAUGUUCAUAUCCAAGUUCCUUGGCCGCAGGCUGAGCCUGCAGGACUUUAAGGACUCUUUGUUUCAGUUUUUCAACAGCGGACGACAUCUACGACGUGAACUCUUCUCCCCGGUGCUGCGCAGGCUCCGAGAGUUGAAAGCUGCUGUGGAAACCUGUGAAUCCUAUCGCUUCUACUCUAGCUCCCUGCUCAUCAUCUACAAUGCAGUGCCGCUCCAAAAACACUCUGAGAACGGCUCUUUGAAAGAAGAAGAGGAUGAGGAUGAGGAUGAGGAUGUGGAGGUUGAACGCCCCCCCUUGGUGGAUGUAAAAAUGAUAGAUUUUGCCCAUGCCACCUGCAGCAAUUACCAGGGGAACAGUUUGGUAUACGAGGGCACUGAUAGCAGCUACGUCUCUGGACUCCAGAACCUGAUAACCAUCAUCUCUGAGCUGGAGAACCACAGCACAGACUGAAGACUGACAUGACA